Messenger RNA from Pseudovirgaria hyperparasitica, 1785 nucleotides. Its product is annotated as RNA polymerase Rpc34. Gene Ontology annotation, biological process: transcription by RNA polymerase III. The record is from RefSeq and is a predicted model, not a curated record. NCBI's taxonomy places the organism in Eukaryota, Fungi, Ascomycota, Dothideomycetes, Acrospermales, Acrospermaceae. Gene Ontology annotation, cellular component: RNA polymerase III complex. Bases 256 to 1467 code for a protein of 403 amino acids. The transcript is spliced from 3 exons.
GUGCGUUUGAUACUUCGUGAUGGGCAAGCUUGUCAAGAGUGCAUUCUACGGUCGGUAAUAUUGAUUUGAGACGUCAUUUAAGCAAGGCCUGGGCUUAUCAUGAGGUGUUGAUGCCUGAGGCUGCAAGAGUCAGGUAGCUUUCACCGCUCUGAACCUUUUCUUCGCCGACAACACGCACCAUUCCUUUCGACGGUCACAGCUGGACCCCCAUGAUCGAACGAUAGCGUCGUCCCCCAAUUCUGCCUUUCCCCAAAGAUGGCGCCAAAAAUGUCCCCCGCGGACAUGGCAAAGGAGAAAGCCAGUCAGGCCAUGGGUCAAGCGCUCUACGGCGCGUGCCAGGAGCACUUGGAGCGCGAUCCAGACUAUUUCUUCGCACAAGAGGACUUUGAAAGCUACAAUGUAGUUCCAAGAGCAGAGACCGGUAAUGCCGUGCAAUGGCUGGUCAACAAUCACCUUGUAAGAGUCUACACAUCCCAGGAUGGCCAAGUGCUCUUCAAGCUGCGACCAGAGGAUGUUGCGAAGCGCCUCCGCACCAACCCUGCCGAAAUGGAAGACCUCGUCUACCAACACAUCGAAGACUCCUCGACGGCCGGCCUGUGGACCAAGACGCUCAAGGCCCGCGCAAACAUGCAGACCAACGUCCUCAACAAAGCCAUCAAGUCCCUCGAGUCCAAGAAGCUCAUCAAGCUCAUCGUCAGCGUCAAAUCCCCAACCAAGAAAAUGUACAUGCUCUGGCACCUCUCUGCCGCCGAAGACGUCGCCGGCGGCGCCUUCUACGACGGCGGCGAGCUCGACGCCGGCCUCAUCUACGAAAUGAGCAACAUGAUCCGCGUCAUCGUCCAGGCCCGCAGCUGGGACAUUUCCUGGGAGCACAUCCCGCGCGACGAGUGGGCGGCAGCGUACCCCGGCGGCACGUCGACGAGCACCGGCAAGUUCAAGCCGCCCGACCCGCGCCCCAUCGUCCGGCCCAUGCCGCCCGACUACUCCGACUACCACACCACCGACAGCCUGCUCAAGGAGUUCAACGACAAGCGCGUCCUCAACAACGUCACCCUCACCAAGCACGACCUGCAAAUGGUCCUGGACGCCAUGGUCUACGACGGCAAGCUAGAAGCCAUGUCCGACGAAACAUACCGCGUCGCUCGACCCGCACUUGGCCUACCGCGCGACUCUCAAGCCCCGUCCGGCAGUCUAUGGGACAUGGAAGACUACGGAAGCGGAAGCGGACACGGAAACGCACAAGGAAACGGGUAUACGCGCGCGCCAUGUAGUCGAUGCCCCGUGUUCAACUUGUGCGAGGAAGGCGGGCCCGUGAGCGCGAGUAACUGCGAGUACUUUGAGCGCUGGCUCCGGCCGAAGAAGAACAAGAUGUUGGCCGAGGAGGGCAUGCUGAUGACGCCGGCGUUGAAGGAGCGCGUGGAUGCGCAGCUGGAGGCGCUGAGGAAGAAGGAGGAGGGUGUUGCGUGAGGGUUUGGAGGGGAGGGGGGCUGGCGGGGCGUCUUUUGUACCUAUGGUGUCCGGGUGUAUAUGUAUAGUUUGGCGUUGUGUAGAGUGAAUACCCCCCUUUCGGCCCGGCACAGGUUUCCUGGCAGUCAUGUAUAUACAUACAUACAUACACGCAUAAAUGACUCACUGACUUGGCGAAAAAAAGCCAAGCCGGACGACAUGGCGCAGGCGUUUGUAUCUAUCUAUCUAUCUAUCUAGAGAGAGAGAGAGAGAGAGAGAGACAGAGAGAGAGAGCAAAAAGCAUGGGGGUGUUUGCAGAAACAACAGUUUUGUCAAACA